AUGGUAAAAAACACUACAUACGCUUUGGAUGACAGGAUAGAGGAGAUGGAUCCAAGAUAUAAAAAGAUAGUUGGCAAUUUGGCUGCUAACUUGGCAGCAGCGACUCUGAAGUUGAAAUCGAGGUACUUCCAUCGUAUUGGUGUUAGUGGGGGAUACUUGAAACUCUACGAUGAUAUUCAAGGAUUGCCAGAGCACAACAUCUUCAGCCCUGGAAAGAAGUAUACAGUCAUUAUCCGCCACAGCAAUGGAGUGAGUGCUGAUGACGACGCAAGGUUAGAUGUACGAGGAGCAGCACUAAGGAUACUCACGGAUGAAAAGGAGGAUGAUUCUCCACUUCUCGACUUGACGUUGAAGACAGGGAAGGCAUCUGCUGCCCGCACAAUCUCCGAUUUCGCAACCUGGAUGGUGUGCGGGCUUGCCGCAAGGGAGGAGCGCGUCAGGGAGCCGCACUUGCGCGAUGCAGCGUGGUCCUCCCUCCGUCAAGCUGACUCCUAUGCAGAUCUGCAUUACUACUCAAAUGUCUGUAGGCUCUUCCGCUUUAAGGACGGACAGGAAAUGUAUGUGAAGUUCAAGUUGAGGCCCUUCGACAAAAAUAUCAGAGAAGAUAGUGGUAAGGUGGAACCCUUUGGGAUCCUUCCGCCCGAAACUAUUGCGAUACCGAGGGAUGCUAAUGACACCCGCCCGUUACUUUUCCUAGCUGAAGAUUUCCAGAACCGUGUGAAGUCUGCGAACGGGGUCCGUUACAUAUUCCAGCUUCAAGUCAGGCCGAUUCCACAGGAUGAAGCGGCACAGGAAAUUGCUCUCGAUUGCACAAAACCUUGGGAUGAAUUGCAGUUUCCCUACAUUGAUGUCGGCGAGGUCAUUAUCAAUGAAAAUCUCACAAAAGAAGGCUCGGAAAGGCUAGAAUUUAAGCCAUUCCUCCGAUGUCAUGAGGUGGAUGUAAUCCGGGCCACGUCAAGUAGUCAGAGCGCAUCAAUCGAUCAUGGGCGUUCACUCGUCUACGAGAUCUGCCAACGCCUGAGAAAUGGAGAUCCUCUUCCUGGGGCAUGGAGGAUCUUCCUGGAGCAGUCGGACGUGAAGGUCGACCUCUCCGGGUGUCCAAUGGCAGCUGCACUCGAGAGAAAAGACGCCGAGAAAGUGACCCUUUUGAGGCCUUGGUACUUAACCACAUGGAUCGUAGUGGGAGAGAGAGGGUUCGUCGGGAGCAGGGCAGUGGCCAUGCCCGGAGUGGCGGUGGAGAGCGAGGGGAGCUUGAGCGCUCUCUCACUCGCCAUGAAGGGAGAGGUCAUUAGAUCAAGAUGA
Molecule: messenger RNA, 1302 nt
Organism: Eucalyptus grandis
Lineage: Eukaryota; Viridiplantae; Streptophyta; Magnoliopsida; Myrtales; Myrtaceae
Biological process (GO): response to oxidative stress
Molecular function (GO): catalase activity; heme binding
Source: RefSeq, a predicted model, not a curated record